GCCCCCCCGGCCCCGCCCUUCCUGGAGGAGCCGGCCAAUCACAGCGUGAUGCUGGGCGAGGGGGCGGAGCUUCGCUGCCAGGUCCAGGUGGGCGUGGCCGUGCAGUGGUCGAGGGGCGGGCUCAUGCUCGGGGCCACGCCCACCCGGGCCCACCCUCGCUACCGAUUGGUCGGAGACCCGGCCAAAGGUGAGCACCACCUGCGGAUCCGCCCGGUGACCUUGGAGGACGACGACGUCUUCACCUGCCAGGCGGGGGAGGGGAGCGAGAGCCGAGCGUCCCGGCCGGCCCAGCUGAGCGUACUGGUCCCUCCCAGUCGCCCCCAGCUGGAGCUGCUGGAGGGGGCGGAGCUCCCGCUGGUGGGCGGGGCCGAGGUUCAGGUUCGCUGCCACGCCCACGAUGCUCGCCCCGCCCCCAACCUGGAGCUGCGCCUGGGGGAGGAGCCCCUUCCCGACGUCUCCUCCCGCGUCUUCGAGGGCUCCCACCCCAAACUGAGCUCCAGCGAGGCCACGGCCAGGCUCACCCCCGGCCCCUCUCACCACGGGCUCCUCCUGCUCUGCUCGGCCUCCAACGCCGCCGGAGCGGCUCCGGCCCCGGCCGGGCUCAGGCUGCACAUCGCCGUCCCUCCCAGUGCUCCCAGUAUCGAGGGGCUGCCCCCACUGGUGCGGGCGGGGGAGGAGCUGCAGCUGCUCUGCCUCAGCAGGGGGGGGCGCCCUGCGCCCAGUCUGCACUGGGACAAGGACGGGCUCCCCUUGGCGGGGGCGUGGUCAGAGGAUGAAGGGGGCGUGGCCAGGACGCGGCUCGUGUUUCGCCCCGCCCCCGAGGACGAUGGCGCCACCUUGCGGUGCCGCUCCGUGACGUCACUGCCGGGGGGCGGGGCCAGCGCCAGCGUCAAACUGCGAGUGACGUACGGCCCCUCGGAGCUGACCCUGCUGGGCUCGGGGGCGGUGCCUGAGGGGGGUGACGGCCGCUCGGAGCUGACCCUGCUGGGCUCGGGGGCGGUGCCCGAGGGGGGUGACGGCCCCUCGGAGCUGACCCUGCUGGGCUCGGGGGCGGUGCCCGAGGGGGGGGAGGCGCUGCUGAGCUGCACCAGUGCUCCCAGUAACCCCCCAGUACGGCUGCGCUGGUGGCUGGGGGGGGCGGAGCUGAGCCCCAGCAGCCAGGGAGGGACCCCGGGGGGCGGGGCCUACUCCAACCUGACGCUGCGGGGGCGGGGCCGGGACCACGGCGCCCCCCUGGUGUGCGAGGCCGAGACCCCCGGGGUGGGGACCCGGAGUGUGACAGUGACACUCAGCGUCAGCCACCCUCCCCAGGCUCUCUGGGUCGAGGCCCCGCCCCCCAACGCCACCUUCCGGGUGGGGGAGGGGCUGCGGCUGCUGUGCCACGCCCGGGGGGGGCACCCCGCCCCCAAACUCACCUGGAGCAAGGACGGCCGCCCCCUGGCGGAGGCCCCGCCCCAGAGCCGCUCGGGUCACGUGACCUCGCGGGCGCUGCAGGUGACGGCCACGCCCAGCGACAACGGCGCCGCCUACCGCUGCGAGGCCCCGCCCACCCGGCAGGGGGCCCCGCCCACCCGCAGCGACCCCGUGCGGCUGCGCGUGCUCUUUCCAGCCCAGUCCGUCUCCAUCUCGGUGUCCCCGCGGGAGCCCCGCCCUGGCCACGCCCUCACGGUCACGUGCCGCGCUGGCCCCGCCCACCCGGCCCCGGAGCUCACCUGGAUCCGGCCCGGCCACGCCCCGUGA
Molecule: messenger RNA, 1740 nt
Organism: Haemorhous mexicanus (house finch)
Lineage: Eukaryota; Metazoa; Chordata; Aves; Passeriformes; Fringillidae
Product: nephrin-like
Exons: 14
Coding region: 49-1740 (563 amino acids)
Biological process (GO): cell-cell adhesion
Cellular component (GO): cell-cell junction
Molecular function (GO): cell adhesion molecule binding
Source: RefSeq, a predicted model, not a curated record